Messenger RNA from Alligator sinensis (Chinese alligator), 1037 nucleotides. RefSeq names its product tubulin polymerization promoting protein (gene TPPP). The transcript is spliced from 5 exons. Gene Ontology annotation, biological process: microtubule polymerization; microtubule bundle formation; positive regulation of protein polymerization. NCBI's taxonomy places the organism in Eukaryota, Metazoa, Chordata, Crocodylia, Alligatoridae. Bases 98 to 781 code for a protein of 227 amino acids. The record is from RefSeq and is a predicted model, not a curated record. Gene Ontology annotation, cellular component: microtubule. Gene Ontology annotation, molecular function: tubulin binding.
GGCGGCUGGGAGGCGUGAGCCGGGGGCUGCAAAACUCCUGCUCUGAGAAGUUCAUUGUAGACUGCUGUCUCGUCACUCGCAGACUCGUACAGAGAGGAUGCCCUCUGUUGAAAAUAGCACAAUGGCUGACAGCAAAACAAAGUCCGCUAAAUCUGCAAAUAAGACUCCUCCAAAGUCUCCAGCAGAUCCAACAAAGGAGAAGGCAGCUAAACGGCUAUCCUGCGAGUCCAACAGUUCCCAUGAGGGGGCCGUGGCAGGAGAGCUCAGUGCCCUUGAAGAGGCUUUUAGAAAAUUUGCCAUCCAUGGAGAUACCAGAGCCACAGGAAAAGAAAUGCAUGGGAAGAACUGGUCCAAGUUAUGUAAGGACUGUCAUGUGAUAGAUGGGAAGAAUGUGACGAUCACAGAUGUUGACAUUGUCUUCAGUAAAAUCAAGGGGAAAUCCUCUCGGACAAUUACUUUUGAACAGUUUAAGGAAGCUCUUCAAGAACUCUCCAAGAAACGAUUUAAAGACAAGAGUGACGAGGAAGCGGUUCAAGAAAUACAUAAGCUAAUUGAAGGAAAAGCCCCAAUCAUAUCUGGAGUAACGAAAGCUAUUUCAUCUCCAACUGUAUCGCGCCUUACAGACACAACAAAAUUCACGGGUUCCCACAAAGAGAGGUUUGAUCCCAGCGGGAAAGGAAAAGGCAAAGCAGGACGAGAAGACCUCGUUGACGCUUCAGGCUAUGUAUCUGGGUAUAAGCAUGCAGGCACAUAUGAUCAUAAAGUACAAGGAAGCAAGUAAGCCUGGGUUAAAAACCUGAGAGAGAAUAUACCUGUAAGAAAGAUGUAGAUGAAUCCCACAUGUUUCAGUUAUCGUGAAUGCUAAGACUAUGUUGUCAAGACGUGUUUUCAGGAACUGGAACUGAUUUCAACAUCUGCUGAGAUAUUUGCAGCACAGCACCACUUCAUUACAUUCCUCAUGCUUACAUUGGCAAAAAAACCCCCAAAACAAAACCCGUAAAUAAAAGGUAACACAAAAGUUGUUGAGCUGUAGACAA